Messenger RNA from Durotheca rogersii, 1550 nucleotides. RefSeq names its product taurine catabolism dioxygenase. The record is from RefSeq and is a predicted model, not a curated record. Gene Ontology annotation, molecular function: 2-oxoglutarate-dependent dioxygenase activity. Gene Ontology annotation, cellular component: cytoplasm. Lineage: Eukaryota; Fungi; Ascomycota; Sordariomycetes; Xylariales; Xylariaceae. The coding region runs from base 127 to 1263 and encodes 378 amino acids. The transcript has 7 exons.
AAGUACAUACCUAUAUAUAACUAUGAUGGAACUUCAAGAGGGCAUAUCAGAAUGCAGCGGCGUCCAAGACAUCUCGUUUCACAUAGAUAAUACCGUAUCAAUAAGUUCUGGAAUUCCUUUGUCGCCAUGGCUCCUCCUGCGGCAGAUGUCGAUGUAGAAUCCAACGCGGCAGUCCCGCAAGUCAAGAAGUCGGUCGACGGCGCUCUUCCCGUUCGGUUAUCGACGAGCUCCAAACUCGAUGGGCCUCUGAAGUACUCUGGGACCCUCGACUCGUACGAGCAGUUCGAUGUCACCAGUGUCAUCGGCCGGGAAUUCCCCAAGCUCCAGCUGAGCGAGAUCCUGCAUGACGACGCCAAGAUCCGUGACCUGGCUAUCCUGAUUUCCGAGCGAGGUGUUCUCUUCUUCCGCAACCAAGAUAUCAAUAUCGACGACCAAAAGCUCUUGGGUCAGCGGCUCGGGGAACUCACCGGGAAGCCCGACUCGUCAAAGCUCCACCGACACGCCCUCUCAAAUAGCAAGCGUGGCAUCGCCGUCGACGAGAACGGACGCCUAGACGACGAGGUGUCCGUCAUCUCCUCCGAGCAGAACCGCAAGUUCUACAAGGACCGGUUUACCGCAUUCUCGAAGAACAUUGCUAGCAGCGGCUGGCACGCGGAUAUCACGUUCGAGCACAUCCCUUCGGACUAUGCCAUUCUUAAGAUAGUCGAACCUCCCUCGGAUGUGGGCGGCGACACGCUCUGGGCCUCCGGUUACGAGGCCUACGACCGGCUGUCUCCGCCCAUCCAGAAGCUGGCAGAGAGCCUGACCGUCACCCACAAUCAGCCGGGCUUCGUCAAGGUCCAGAACGACUUCGGCGAAGAGCUCAUCGCAGAAGACCGCGGCUCUCCGGAGAACAAAGGUCUCGAUUUCAAGGCGGAACAUCCUCUCAUCCGCACCAACCCGGUGACGGGAUGGAAGAGCCUCUUCGGCGCGGCGGCGCAGGUCGAGGCCGGGUGGAUCAACGGGGUCACCGAGCGGGAGAGCGAGAUUCUCAAGAGAUACUUCUUCCAGAUAAUCGUCGAGAACCACGAUCUCCAGGUCCGUUUCCGGUGGAACAAGAAUGACCUCGCAAUUUGGGACAACCGCUCCGUAUUCCACACCGCUACCAACGACUACGUCGGAAAGCGCCAAGGCAACCGAGUGGUCUCGAUCGGUGAGAAGCCGUACUACGACCCGAACUCGAAGUCGCGCCGCGAGGCACUCGGGCUCGUAGGCGAGAAGUAGAGUAGGGGUCAAUUCGGGGGCAAAUCCAGCGCGCUGCAAUCCUUCUCAGACACCUGCGUGUGCGCUAGUUCAAGUCUGAAGGCGUCGAGUGCCUAUAGUGACGGGACUCGUCAACUGUGUCGUCCUGGUUUUGGGGGGUGGCAGGGAGAUUUAUUGGGCUAGAGUGGGGUGGUUCGGUUCUGGGGAAUCUCGUGGUGUUAUUUGACAGAUACCUGCACCACGGCGCCGAGCUACAAGUAAUCCCCGUUACCUGCCUACCUAGGUACAUAGGUGCCCACCCGAAUUAC